Messenger RNA from Alexandromys fortis (reed vole), 1781 nucleotides. It is a transcript of the gene Onecut3, whose product is annotated as one cut homeobox 3. Lineage: Eukaryota; Metazoa; Chordata; Mammalia; Rodentia; Cricetidae. Gene Ontology annotation, molecular function: RNA polymerase II cis-regulatory region sequence-specific DNA binding; DNA-binding transcription factor activity, RNA polymerase II-specific. Gene Ontology annotation, cellular component: nucleus. Gene Ontology annotation, biological process: regulation of transcription by RNA polymerase II. Bases 83 to 1561 code for a protein of 492 amino acids. The record is from RefSeq and is a predicted model, not a curated record. The transcript is spliced from 2 exons.
CAGCAGCCGCGGCCACCUGGAGCGUUGGCCAGUGGGUGGGGAACAUGCAGCGGCCUUGAGCGCGCACGGAAGGGCGCCCAGGAUGGAGCUGAGCCUGGAGAGCCUCGGGGGGCUGCACGGGGUGACACACGCUCAAGCUGGCGAGCUGCUGAGUCCCAGCCACGCGCGCUCCGCUGCGGCCCAACACCGAAGCCUGGUGGCAUCGGGACGCCCGGGCCUGGUGGCGGGCAUGGCUAGCCUGCUGGACGGUGGUGGCGCCGGGGGCGGGGGCGCCGGGGGCGCGGGAGCUGCAGGGGCCGCGGGUGGUGGCCCUGACUUCCGUGGGGAGCUGGCUGGUCCCCUGCACCCGGCCAUGGGUAUGGCGUGCGAGGGCCCAGGUUUGGGUGGCACCUACACCACGCUCACGCCCUUGCAGCACCUGCCGCCCCUGGCCGCCGUAGCCGACAAGUUCCACCAGCACGCGGUGGCCGGGGCGCACGGAGGCCACCCGCACGCGCACCCUCACCCGGCCACCGCGCCGCCACCGCCCCCUCCGCAGCGCCUGGCGGCCAGCGUGAGCGGCAGCUUCACCCUCAUGCGCGACGAGCGGGCGGCGCUGGCCUCGGUGGGCCACCUCUACGGGCCCUACGGCAAGGAGCUGCCCACCAUGGGGUCGCCACUGUCGCCGCUGCCCAGCGCGCUGCCCCCAGCUCUGCACAGCGCCCCGCAGCCGCCACCGCCUCCUCCGCCGCCGCUCGCAGCUUACGGGGCUCCGGGCCACCUGGCCGGGGACAAACUACUACCACCCACCGCCUUCGAGCCACACGCCGCGUUGCUGGGACGCGCGGAGGACGCGCUGGCCCGAGGGCUUCCUGGAGGCGGCGGCGGCGCGGGAGGCGGCGGGGCGGCUGGCGGGGCGGCCGCGGGUUUGCUGGCUCCGCUGGGCGGGCUGGCCGCGGCUGGGGCUCACGGGCCUCACUCAGGUGGUGGUGGCCCCGGAGGGGGCGGUGGCGCCGGCGGAGGCGGCAGCGGCCCGGGAGCCGGCGCCGCAGCCGAAGAGAUCAACACCAAAGAGGUGGCCCAGCGCAUCACCGCCGAGCUGAAGCGCUACAGCAUCCCGCAGGCCAUCUUCGCGCAGCGCAUCCUGUGCCGCUCGCAGGGCACCCUCUCCGACCUGCUGCGCAACCCCAAGCCUUGGAGCAAGCUCAAGUCCGGUCGCGAGACCUUCCGCAGGAUGUGGAAGUGGCUGCAGGAGCCCGAGUUCCAGCGCAUGUCGGCGCUGCGCCUGGCAGCCUGCAAGCGCAAGGAGCAGGAUCAACAGAAGGACAGGGCUCUACAGCCCAAGAAACAGCGGCUGGUGUUCACCGACCUGCAGCGCCGCACGCUGAUCGCCAUCUUCAAGGAGAACAAGCGGCCGUCCAAGGAGAUGCAGGCCACCAUCUCACAGCAGCUGGGCCUGGAGCUCAACACCGUCAGCAACUUCUUCAUGAACGCCCGACGCCGCUGCAUGAACCGCUGGGCUGAGGAGCCGGGUGCCACUCCGGGCACCGCGACAGCCACUGCCACCUUCUCCAAAGCCUGAGCCUUCCAUCCCCCCCCACCCCCACCCCAGCCCCAGGGAAUCGCACACCCCAGCUCCGGGCAUGGGGACCCCUCCCCCACCCAGCCAAAGGAAAUCCCACCCACCCCCAGGGGACAGGGACCCACCCGAGCCCCCUUCAGUUUUGGACACUAAAAGGACCUCCCUCGAGGGAAGAGUGGGUCAAGAAUCAAGCACACCUUACAAACAAAACCCGGGUAUU